AUGAGAUUCUCAUUGACCAUUUCGACCCUCGUCCUGAGCUUGGGUGCAGUCUCAGCUCAAUUGACAGUCACUGAACCAAGAGCCGAUCAUUGGUGGGUUGCUCAAAGUCUAAACACAUUGGCAUGGGAAGGUUCUUCCCCUGAUCAGUUUUCGGUAUUUUUGAGUAAUACUGAUACGAAUGUCCUUACUUCAAUCCUCGCUUUGACCUCUGUUACAUACGCAUACGAUAGAUCCAAAACUAUCAAUCCAGGAGGUGUGACCCCCUCUGGAGGAUAUACAAUCUUACUUACCAACCCACUCAACUCGUCAGACGUUUACGCUAAAUCCGAGACUUUUGAAAUCAAAGCUGUCGGUUCAACUUACCCACCUCAAGGUUCCUCUGCCGGUUCAUCUGCGUCUGCUUCCGGAUCUGGAACAGCUAGUGGGUCCGCCGCGUCCAGUGCAGCUAGUGCCAGUGCUUCUUCAACUGGAUCGAACUCUGCUGGAACCAAAUUGGACGUCGGAAAAGGUUUGAUGGGUAUUAUCAGCCUUGUCGGUGGAGCAAUGGCUUUAUUCUGA
Kwoniella mangroviensis CBS 8507 is the source of this 558-nucleotide messenger RNA. RefSeq lists its product as uncharacterized. The coding region runs from base 1 to 558 and encodes 185 amino acids. The record is from RefSeq and is a predicted model, not a curated record. The transcript is spliced from 5 exons. Lineage: Eukaryota; Fungi; Basidiomycota; Tremellomycetes; Tremellales; Cryptococcaceae.